UCGGCGUGGGGGGAGCGGCUCUUCUCUUGCCCGCUCAUCACCUGUGUGUCCCCCCCCCCUCCACACGCACCCACUCCGCGGCAGCGGCGCGGAGCGGGGGGGGGGGGGGGGGGGGCGCGGCGGCCGCUCUGUCUGGCGAGAGCGCCGAGCGGAGGGUCCGCGCCUGCGGCGGCGGGGAAGGCAGGGCACCGUGGCGGUCUGCGACCGCUUCCCGUCUCGUCCUGCCGCGCAGAGAGAGAUGCAGCGCCAGCAGCCCGGUGCCCCGGGGAAGGACGAUGCUCGGAGACUCCUCCCUUAAUGGUACGGAACCAACUUGAUCUGUGAUUUUGAGCAACAUAUUAAAGAGCUAGUACGGUGAUAAUUUGCAUGUUAGAAGUCAGAUUCAAGCUCCUGCAUUGUGAGACUCCUGAUUUGUGACCAGCUAAAAUUACAAUCGUGUUUCAUUAAAAGUGCUGAUGAGUACCCAGGACCCUGAAGACAGCAGUUUUGUGCAAGAUAAGAAUGCUCCUUAAAGAAGUUGAUGGAGGACAGAGCACCAGAGUUCCUGCCAGACACUGACAGCAUAAGAUGGCACCAUAGUCUAGUCUGAAAUUGAUUCUAGUGCAUAAAGGACAUAAAUGAUAAUUCCAGAGGUCCAUCUGUCCUGGAGCAGACAUUGGAACUGAGCUACUUAGUGCAUGUCAGGUGGUCCUUCCAAUCCAGCUGUUAUGGAGUCAAUGGAUGAAGCCGAAGCACAAGGACAGCUGAACAGGAAGGAGCAGUUCCUGAAAACCUCCCAGAAAACGGCACUGCUCGGUUGGGCUGCUCGGUGGAAUGGAUUAAUGCCUGGAGGCAACAUGUAUCUGUUUGUCCUCUCGCAGAUACUGCUUCUCUGCAUGAUGCUGUGGUACAGCACUUACGGGACCAUCCCAGCAGCUCAGAAUGCCUUUGACCUGCUGUCUUACUUGCUUACCCCAUUUAAACAGUUUUUGUCAGAUCAAGGGGAGGACCUGACUAGAAUUGGGAGCAUUGUGGUAUCGUACAUCCUACUGUCUUUAGCUUCUCUAGGACUGUUAUUUCUAGGAUCUCUGUUUUGGCAUCUACUCAGAGCCCGUCCAGACCCCCCCUUUCCGCUACAAGAGGACAGACGCCAAUCUGUGAGCCGUCAGCCUUCAUUCACGUACUCAGAGUGGACAGAGGAUAAAAAUGAGGAUGACUUCCUAGAUUUGGAUCCUGUACCGGAGACUCCGGUCUUUGACUGCGUAAUGGACAUUAAAGCGGAGACAGAUCCAGCUACUCUAACGGUUAAAUCCGUGGGCUUGCAAGAAAGGAGAGGUUCAAAUGUUUCACUCACAUUGGAUAUGUGUACCCCAGGCUGUUCUGAGCAAGGUUUUGGCUAUGUCAUGUCACCGCGGGAACAGUCAGCCAGAGAGUACCUCCAGACAGCAUCAAACAUUCUUACUGAAGAGGAAUUGCACAAGAAAGCACUGGAUCCUUUCAUACUCCAGGCAGAGUUCUUUGAAAUUCCAAUGAACUUUGUUGAUCCAAAGGAAUAUGAUAUUCCAGGCUUAGUGCGUAAGAAUCGCUACAAAACAAUUCUCCCAAAUCCUCACAGCAGAGUGUGCCUUACCUCAGCUGAUCAGGACGACCCCCUCAGCUCUUACAUCAAUGCAAACUACAUCAGGGGCUAUGGAGGAGAGGAAAAGGUAUAUAUUGCUACUCAGGGACCGAUAGUUAAUACUGUCAGUGAUUUCUGGAGAAUGGUGUGGCAGGAGCGUUCUCCCAUCAUUGUCAUGAUUACCAAUAUAGAAGAGAUGAAUGAGAAAUGCACAGAAUAUUGGCCAGAGGAACAGGUCACCUAUGAAGGAAUAGAAAUCACAGUUAACCGAGUCAUACAAGCAGAUGAUUACCGUUUAAGGCUCAUCACCCUAAAGAAAGGAGAAGAAGUCAGAAACCUGAAACAUUACUGGUACACAUCUUGGCCAGACCAGAAGACACCAGAUCAAGCCCCACCUCUGUUACAGCUUGUACUGGAAGUGGAAGAGGCCAUGCAGAGUGCAGAAGAGAAGAAUGCCCCAGUGAUUGUUCACUGCAGUGCAGGCAUCGGGAGGACUGGCUGCUUUAUUGCAACUAGUGUCUGCUGUAAACAGCUGAAGAGCGAGGGCAUAGUUGACAUAUUGCGAACAGCCUGCCAGUUACGGUUAGACAGGGGAGGAAUGAUCCAGACUUGUGAACAGUAUCAAUUUGUCCAUCAUGUCAUGAGCUUGUACGGAAAACAGCUUUCUAGAGCAGCAGAAGAAUAAGUGUUCAUGAUAUUCCUAAAGGCUAAAACCAAGAGAACUUUUGACUGUAUUCAGAUAUAUUUCAGAUCUGAUGAGACACACAUGGUAACCUGGCUGUCUUAGCUGGAAAGAAAGAUAUAUUAUUUUACUUUGAUAUUGCUUUUAUGCUCUUGUUUGCAUUGACAUUUAAGAGCUGAGGUACACCUUGUCUUAAACAUAUGUGAUAGGACAUAAUAUUCACCAAAAAAAGGCUUAUUUAUACUGUAAAUAAGAAUAGUAGCUUCAUUUGUUACAAAAGCAAGAAAAAAAAUCAGAAAAAAAUCCACUGUCUUCAGUUUGCUAUUUUUAAAAGAUCAUUGCUAAUAUAUCCAAAUACAGUGUGAAACUUUUUGAAUUGUCAUGCUGAAAUGUGCCGUAUGUUGACUAAGCUUGAAAGUAACUUUUUGCCUCUUUUUGAUUGUUUUUACAUAUAAAAUUACCGAAUACUGUGUAUAUUGUAAACCUUCUGAGCCUCUGCAUUGAAAGAUUCAAGUAGAUUCAUAUUGAAAUGAUGUUUCACACAUCAUCUUUGCUUGUUUAUUUUUUCUAAAGCAGUCCACCACCAGUGUUAUCAGAACUAAGGGGAAAAAAAAUAAUUCAAUGAGGUGAGUCAAAUUCUUACCUCUGAUUCUUACCCGCAAUGUACCCCAGUAUCAUGACAGCUGGGUGAAUAUGAGGUGAGUAGUCAAAGUUAAUCUGAACAUGAAUUCUUCAUGCUUUACCUUUUCUUUGUCAAUAUUUUGGCAUCUCAGUCUGCAACCAGAUUUGAUUUUUCUCUUUUUACAUAGUCAGACCACAAUUCAAAUACAAUUUCCCCUGAAAUUUGGGGUUUGAAAUCAGGUGAGGAAUUUUGUGAGUUAAAUUAAUCUUUAUUAAAAAUGUAAUAAUGAAAUCACUUGUAUUCUAUGAAUUUAAACUGGUUUCAAAGCUUUGAGGGUGACAGGGUGCCCAGGGCUCAUUAAAAUUAACCCAAAGCCUAAAGGCAGCUUUAAAAAAAAUCAGUCUGAACGUAUUGGUAUUUUGAUAAUGUGCCCUCAGAACAAAUUUAGACAAUCACUAGCCCAUUCUAAUCACUAGUCCAUGCAGCAGUGUUUGCUUUUCAGUAAUACAGACUGCUGCUGAUGCUGUUCUUUUUAGACCUAAGUCAGGCUGUGAAGACUGUAGUUUGUGUUUAAUGCUUAGAGGUAAGCACAGGUUUAAGUGCUUUAUUGAGCAAAGAAAAAUGGAGGUACACAGGACCCUUAACAUGAAAGAUGAGUGUUUUGUGAAUAGAGGCUGUAAUGAUCUACUAAAAAUAUUUUUGCUUCUCUUUAAUUGUAACAAUAACCAAAACCCACUGCUUUUAUUAGUGCAGGAGAUUCUGAGAAUUUACUGCACUUCCUAAUCAGGAGAAGGUAAAGCAGCUCUCAGAACAAUAAGGGCUGAUCCUGCUCCCACUGAGGUUUUGCCAUUGACGUCAGUAGGUGCAGGGUAGGGCCUGAAAUGUUAUGCCUACAACUUCAUCACUGUGGGGAAAGUUUCCCAAUAUUUCAGUACACAUCCUUUGUGUUUAUUCUGUAUCCAUGAACCUGUAAAAAUCCUGUCAGCAGGGUUUGCAUGAAUGUGUGGCAAAAUGUGUUAUCUUUAAACUACUUGAUUUUAUUGCUGUAUUUAAAAUAUUUCCUUCAGUGAGAAACUAGCAGGAGGAACUGGCAUUCUUUUUAAAAAUACUGGUGGUAGUCAUUAAAUAGAGCAAUAAACUUAAGCUUUUGAGCAUAA
Molecule: messenger RNA, 4058 nt
Organism: Tyto alba (common barn owl)
Lineage: Eukaryota; Metazoa; Chordata; Aves; Strigiformes; Tytonidae
Gene: PTPN5
Product: protein tyrosine phosphatase non-receptor type 5
Exons: 17
Coding region: 678-2282 (534 amino acids)
Biological process (GO): protein dephosphorylation
Molecular function (GO): protein tyrosine phosphatase activity
Source: RefSeq, a predicted model, not a curated record